Messenger RNA from Chrysochloris asiatica (Cape golden mole), 861 nucleotides. Its product is annotated as cytochrome b reductase 1-like. The record is from RefSeq and is a predicted model, not a curated record. NCBI's taxonomy places the organism in Eukaryota, Metazoa, Chordata, Mammalia, Afrosoricida, Chrysochloridae. The coding region runs from base 1 to 861 and encodes 286 amino acids. Gene Ontology annotation, molecular function: oxidoreductase activity. Gene Ontology annotation, cellular component: lysosomal membrane. The transcript is spliced from 4 exons.
AUGGCCAUGGACGGCUACAGAGGCUUCCUGGGGCUGCUGGUGUCCGCGCUGUUUGUCGGCUUCCUGUCGGUGAUAUUCACCCUCAUCUGGGUCCUCCACUACCGGGAGGGGCUCGGCUGGGACGGCACCGGGCUAGAGUUUAACUGGCACCCGGUGCUCCUGGUCACCGGCUUCAUCUUCAUCCAUGGCAUCGCCAUCAUUGUGUACAGACUACCGUGGACCUGGAAAUGCAGCAAGCUCCUGAUGAAAUCCAUUCACGCGGGCUUGAACUCCGUGGCAGCCAUUCUUGCAAUCAUUGCUCUGGUGGCUGUUUUUGAUUUCCACAAUGCCAAGAAUAUCCCCAAUAUGUACAGUCUGCACAGCUGGAUUGGACUGACAGCCGUCAUACUUUACAUCUUACAGCUUCUUCUAGGUUUUUCCAUUUUUUUACUUCCUUUCGCCCCACCUUCUCUCCGAGCAAUUCUCAUGCCCAUACAUGUUUACUCUGGCCUCCUCAUAUUUGGAACAGUGAUUGCAGCGACAUUUAUGGGAUUGACGGAAAAACUGAUUUUUUCCUUGAACAAUCCCGCGUACAGUUCAUUCCCACCAGAAGGCAUAUUUACAAAUACCCUCGGCCUUCUGAUUCUGGUAUUCGGAGCCCUCAUUUUUUGGAUUGUUACCAGACCACAGUGGAAACGUCCUAAAGAACCAAAUUCUGUCCGUCUUCAGCCAAACGGAGGCAACACAGAGGGAGGAGAAGUCUCCACGGCAAUAAACUUUGGCAACAACGUGGACAAAUCAGAUUCAGAGUUAAACAGUGAUGCAGCAGCAAGGAAAAGAAAUAUCACUCUUGAUGAUGCUGGACAGAGAUCCACUAUGUGA